Molecule: messenger RNA, 720 nt
Organism: Belonocnema kinseyi
Lineage: Eukaryota; Metazoa; Arthropoda; Insecta; Hymenoptera; Cynipidae
Exons: 3
Coding region: 1-720 (239 amino acids)
Source: RefSeq, a predicted model, not a curated record
AUGUAUCAGGUUUGUGCUGAAGAUGUUACGACUCAGACAGAAGAAACAGAUGCACUAGGUUCAGUUCUGGACAUGAAAAAUCAAUUAAUUGAUUCGGUCAAUAAUGCGAUCCAACUGAUUCGUGAGAAAAUUCGGGAGGUCCAGGAAGAAAGUACUGACUAUGGCCAACAAUUGGAGGAUGAGGCUUUGAAUAUUGACCAAUACGUUUAUGAGAAGAUUGCCGCUGCUCAGGAAAAAGUAACUUCUGCGUUAAUCAGCAAAGCAGUAGAUGUAAACGUAACCGAAUGUGCCGAUAUGUCAGAAUCUUUCAACCAAGCAAGUCAAGAAGCUUUGGAAGAAGUUAACACUUGUCUGAGGAACAUUAUUAUAGAUGCUUCCGUUUAUUUUAAAAAUAUCAUACAUUCUUCCGAAGCUCUUUUGAAAAAACUUACUUCUAUCAGGGACGAAGCUAUACUUUGUAAAUCUAAUGGCUGGAAUUUUUACUGUAACAAUGUGGCCGCAGCAAAAGGUACGUGGGCUAUAAGCAGAAAGGUUCCUAGCUUCAUAGCCGAUAUUCAAAAACUCAGUCUGAAAGUUUCAAAUUUCUUUACGGAAAUGGGAGUUUGCUCAUCUGCAAAGGGAGUAAAUCUAGUUAUUGAAAAUGCUUCGGAAAUUACUAAAAAAAUUCGCGAAUGUGUCAAGGCUCAAAAAGCUGCUGCAGAUGCCGAGAAAAAAGAAUAA